AACUGUGUCCGAGAGAGAGAGAGAGAGAGGGAAUUGCGGCAUGAACGAAUAUACCGAAGGCUAUCUCCCCUAUCCUCCCCUCCCCUCCUCCCCGCUCUCCGGGGGCGCCAUCGUGGGGCUGCCAACGAGGCGGCGGUCGCUGCCGGGGGGGUCGGCGCACCGUGACUCCCCGCGGGAGGCGAGGAACAACAUCCCGGGAGGAGGAUCCUUCGCCUUCGCCUUCGCCUCCGCGUCCCCCUCCCCAUUCGGGAGUGGCUGUGGGUUCUUGGAGGACUCCCUCAUCAUCUGCGGCCUUGUCGCGGUGCAGCUCAUCGGCGCCGCCUACAUGGUCCUCCUCGCCCCCAUCCUCUCCCUCGGCCUCAACCCACUCUUCCUCGUCGCCUUCGGGAGCUUGGCCACCUCCGUCUUCACCUUCCCCUUCGCCGUCGCCUUCGAAAAGAAGAAAUGGCCUUCAAGAAUAAGCCCCAUGUUGAUGGCUCAAUUCGCGUUGCUCGCUCUGGGAGGGGUGACGGCAUUCCAAGGUCUCAUGCUGCUGGGGAUGAAGAAGACAUCACCAGCCAUUGCCGCCGCCAUGCCCAACUUAGCUCCGGGCUUCAUCUUCGUCAUCGCCGCGUGUCUCAGGUUUGAGAAGGUUGACAUGAAGUGUUUGUACACAAGAGUCAAGAUACUGGGCACCUUGUUAUGCUUGGGUGGAGCCAUAACUAUGAGCUUCCUACAAAGCCCUUCUUCAACUUCACCAGUUCACGCAGCUCCGAGAUCUCCGGUUGCGAGCAGCAGCGGACUGGCGCCUCAAACCGUCUAUCACGAAUGGGUCGUAGGCUGCGGGUGUCUUCUCGCCGCAGUCCUCGUCGUUUCCUGUAACACUGUUCUGCAGGCCGCAACCAUGGUACAUUUCCCUGCACCGUUCACAUUAUGUGCCGUAACAUCGAUGAUAGGCGCAGUUCUCACUGCAAUCGCACAAAUUAUAAGUGAAGGGAGAAUAGAGAUGGGAUCUCCGGUCAUCAGCCUCACAAGCGUUGUUGCCCUGAUUCUUUUGGGGAGCAUGAUGAGCUCUGUAUGUGUUGCAUUUCAAACGUGGGCUGUGAAGAGGAAGGGGCCAGUGAUUGUCUCCAUGUUUAGCCCCACUCAAACUGUGGGUACAGCAAUCCUCUCAGCAAUUUUUUUAGGGCAAGUCAUACAACCAGGAAGCUUAGCAGGAAUACUAGUUCUAUUUUUCGGUCUGUACAUAGUUUUGUGGGCAAAGAAGAAAGAAGGAUUACUUCUUCCUACCUCAGAAGAGACUUCAACAGUAUUAACACAGCAAACUGAGGACAUCGAAAAACCGCUUCUGUCGUAAAACUUGUACUGUAGUUUUUCCCUCAUAGUUGCUCAUUUCACUUACUGUUAAGAAAUAUCAUGUAAGUAUUUUUUUUCCCCCUUUUUUAAGGAAUGAUCAUAUAACUUAUGAUUUUGAUUUUUGGAAUUCCCUUUGCGGAAGCUUUUGUAUUGUAACAGUCAAUUAGCGAAUGCAACGAAAUAAGAGAACCCCAA
Ananas comosus (pineapple) is the source of this 1530-nucleotide messenger RNA. RefSeq names its product WAT1-related protein At5g47470-like. The coding region runs from base 41 to 1336 and encodes 431 amino acids. The transcript is spliced from 7 exons. Gene Ontology annotation, molecular function: transmembrane transporter activity. Gene Ontology annotation, cellular component: plasma membrane. Lineage: Eukaryota; Viridiplantae; Streptophyta; Magnoliopsida; Poales; Bromeliaceae. The record is from RefSeq and is a predicted model, not a curated record.